AUGAAUGAUUCUUCAGGAGAUAACUGGCUUAAUCCGUUUGAUGACGAGCUUUAUAUCAUCGAUGAGGAUGAUAGUCUGAAUUCUAGCCCUGCCAACGGUUUGAAGCAGGGUGUGAAUGAAGGGGAUAAUGAUGGGGAAAAUUUUGUGGAUGUCGAUGAGAUGUUUGAAACUGGAAAUGACAGUAAAAAAAACUCUGAUGUAGAAGUUAAAGUCAUGAAAAGGAUUACUGAAUUGUCUGCAGACGACAUUAGAGGGAUGGAUUUCUCUUCUGAGGAGGAAGCAUGUGAAUUCUAUUCUAAAUAUGCUCGUAUCCGUGGAUUCUCUCCAAGAAAAGAUGAUGUAUACAAGGAUGAUGAUGGCAAGAUUAUCUCACGACAGGUGGUGUGCAAUAGGGCUGGACAAAGGCAUCAGAAGCAUAUGCAUAAUAGUGGCAGAAGAAAACAACCUAAGCCUAUUACUAGAGUGGGUUGCCUUGCUAGAAUUCGAUUUCGUUGUUUUUCUAGCAGUAAAAGGUGGAAAGUGGUUUUUUUUUGCGAUGAACACAAUCACCCAUUAACACCAUAUAAGCAUGUUCAUUUGAUUCCAAAAUUCCGGCAAUUGAGUGAAGGGGACAAAGCUCAAGCAGAAGGUAUGAACCUAUUUGGUGUGAGGACCCGCAAUAUUAUGGAGGUGAUGAUGGGCCAAAAAGGUGGGGCUGAGUCGGUAGGCUUUACCGGCAAGGACUUGGCCAACCACCUAGACAAGCAAAAAAGGAAAAGAGUCAAAGAUGGUGAUGCAGUUGCGGCGCUGUCCUAUUUACAAGGAAAACUUGACACUGACCCACUAUUUUUCUUCAAGUACAACAAAUCAGAACAAGGUAAUCUCCUUAACUUGCUAUGGUGUGAUGGAACCAGUAGAAUGGAUUAUAACGUGUUUGGAGAUGUGGUUGCCUUUGAUAGCACAUACAAGAAGAACAAGUAUAACAAACCUCUUGUGAUUUUUUGUGGAUACAACCACCACAAGCAAACAACUAUCUUUGCUGCUGCACUUGUUCAUGAUGAGAAAACUGAGACUUUCAUAUGGGUUUUGGAAACCUUGACUGAAGCAAUGUUUAACAGGCAUCCUAAGGUGGCGGUUACAGAUGGAGAUCUAGCAAUGAAGGAAGCUAUUAGAGUUGUGUGGCCGAAUACCACGCAUCGUCAAUGUGCAUGGCACAUUCACCAGAAUGCUUUGAAAAAUAUUAGAAAUCUUGAUUUUGCAGAUGAAUUCAAGUUAUUUGUGUACGCUAACUUAAACCCUGACAAGUUUGGAGAGAAGUGGGAUAAACUGGUUGAGAAAUAUGGUAUAGCCAACAAUCCAUGGAUUGAUACGAUGUAUGAGACAAGAGCUUCUUGGGCAAGCACCUUCAUGCAAGACAAAUUUUUUGCCGGUAUUAGGACGACAUCCUUAUGUGAAGGUAUUAACUCAUUCAUAAAGAAUUAUCUGCACUGUAAGUGUUCCUUGUUGGAUUUUCUUUUCAAUUUUGAGCGGGCUAUGAAGAAAUACAGGCACAAUGAGUUGGAAUCUGAUUUUAAGUCUUCUUAUGGUGAGCCUGUUAUGACAACAGCACUUAGUGGCAUUGAGUAUGGAGCUGCCAAAAUAUUAACAAGGAGCAUGUUUUGGGAAGUCAAGGGUCAAAUUGAGGAUGCCCUGGGGCUAAAUGUGGAGCGUUCUGAGAAAAGAAUAUAUUGUUGUUUAUGA
Messenger RNA from Lotus japonicus, 1719 nucleotides. RefSeq names its product protein FAR1-RELATED SEQUENCE 5-like. The record is from RefSeq and is a predicted model, not a curated record. The transcript has 2 exons. Bases 1 to 1719 code for a protein of 572 amino acids. Lineage: Eukaryota; Viridiplantae; Streptophyta; Magnoliopsida; Fabales; Fabaceae.